Symbiodinium sp. CCMP2456 is the source of this 246-nucleotide messenger RNA. The record is from the annotation of a GenBank genome assembly. NCBI's taxonomy places the organism in Eukaryota, Dinophyceae, Suessiales, Symbiodiniaceae.
GACCGUACUCGCCUGGUGGUGCCCAGCAUUGAUGGCAUCGACACUGAGGAUUUCAGCUACAGCGUCUUUGGCCUUGGCAUGGUCAGCUUUAACUGGCAGCUGAAUCAAAAGCCUCGAGAGCGUCCGGAGGGGGAGGACUCCUUGGCACCCUCCUCUGUGCUUUGCGGCGGGCUCUUUGCAGUGGACCGCUCCUGGUUCCUGCACCUGGGAGGAUACGACCCUGAGUUGCGCAUCUAUGGUGGCGAG